Molecule: messenger RNA, 6761 nt
Organism: Carcharodon carcharias (great white shark)
Lineage: Eukaryota; Metazoa; Chordata; Chondrichthyes; Lamniformes; Lamnidae
Gene: heatr5b
Product: HEAT repeat containing 5B
Exons: 36
Coding region: 284-6439 (2051 amino acids)
Biological process (GO): retrograde transport, endosome to Golgi; endocytosis; intracellular protein localization
Cellular component (GO): Golgi apparatus; membrane; endocytic vesicle
Source: RefSeq, a predicted model, not a curated record
CUGGCCGUGCGCGUACCCGUUGCGCGGUGGGUGACGGGCCGUUGAUGCCGGCUAUGAGUGAGGAGGCCACGGGCUUAGGGUUAAUUUGCGGCAGCGGCGACUGAGUGAGUGUCCGACCGACUGGCGGUGUCUGCCCACAGCCGGGCUGAAGCCUUUCCCCGCUGCCAGGCCAAGCGGAGAGCGGCAGGGCGGAAUUCUGACCCUAGAAUCAUUCCAAGAAGCCGAAUCCUCAGUCUGAUUGUUUCUGGGUAUUUGUGGGCUCGUGUCCAAACAAUUUAGUGGGAUGGAGCUGGCCCACAGCUUAUUGUUAAAUGAAGAAGCCCUGGCACAGAUAACUGAGGCAAAGAGGCCUGUGUUUAUCUUUGAAUGGUUACGAUUCUUGGACAAAGUACUGGUGGCUGCUAACAAGGUGGAUGUGAAAGAAAAGCAAAAGAAAUUGGUAGAACAACUGACUGAGCUGAUAAGCAGCUCCCCAGGCCCUCCCACACGCAAGCUGCUGGCUAAGAAUCUCGCUACUCUCUACAGCAUCGGGGAUACUUUCACUGUCUUCCAAACUUUGGAUAAAUGUAACGAAAUUGUCAAGAGUAAGGAUGACACAUCUUCCUACCUGCCUACCAAAUUAGCGGCCGUGGCCUGCAUUGGAGCGUUUUAUGAGAAGAUGGGUCGAAUGUUGGGUAGCUCCUUUCCAGAAACGGUCAGCAAUCUUUUAAAGGCCUUGAAAAGUGCAGAGUCACAGGGUCGCAGUGAGAUUCUGCUGAGCCUGCAGAAGGUACUAAAUGGCUUGGGUGGCGCAGCUGCUUCCUGCCACCGAGAUAUCUACAAAAAUGCCCGUUCAGGUUUGACUGACCGAUCCAUGGCUGUUCGGUGUGCGGUAGGUAAGUGCCUCCUGGAACUUCAGAAGGAAUCGGUCUUCAUGUGGACCACAGAACUGGAAAACCUAGCUACUCUUUGCUUUAAAGCCCUGGAGGGAUCUAAUUAUGGUGUCCGGGUUGCAGUAUCUAAGUUGCUCGGCACUGUCAUGGCAACAGCUUUAACACCUAAACAAGCAGCAGUGAUGCGGCAGAACGUGAAGCGUGCCACCCUGGAGGAGGUGUUGGAGUUGUUGGCAACAGGAUUCCUGCGUGGGGGUUCGGGAUUCCUGCGGAGCGGCGGAGAGAUGCUGAAAGGUGGCGGUUCUGUCAGCCGAGAGGUGCGAGUUGGCGUAACACAAGCGUACGUUGUUUUUGUCACCUCACUUGGGGGGCAGUGGCUAGAGCGUAACUUUGCAACAUUCCUUACCCAUGUACUGGAGCUUGUCUCCCAUCCCCGGGCCACCCAAAGCCAUGUGGAAGCAGUGUACUCUCGGCGUUGUGUCUCGUUCAUCCUUCGGGCGACCGUGGGCAGCAUCCUUGGUGAGAAGGCUCAGAUUGCAGCUGCGAAGGAGGUGUGCCAGGCAAUUGCCAAACAAAUGAAGACAGUGGAAUCUGUGGUGAAUGAUGCCAACAAUGACAAUAAAUCAGGAGCUGCUGAUGUAUCUGCCAGUCAGCAUGUGAUGGUUUGCGCCCUGCAGGAACUUGGCAGCCUGGUACAAAGUCUGAGUGCCACUGCCUCUCCUCUUCUCCAGGAACCCUCCAUUGGUCUUCUGGAGACGGUGACUUCUGUCUUGCUCCAUCCUAGUAUGGCAGCCAGGCUGGGAGCAGCCUGGUGCAUGCGCUGUAUAGCUGUGGCAUUGCCUUACCAGCUGACUCCACUGAUGGACAGCUGUGCAGAACGUAUCAACAGUCUCAAGACAUCACCAGAAGCUGUCACCGGGUACAGCUUCGCAAUGGCAGCAUUGCUGGGCAGUGUGCACCAGUGCCCCCUCGGAAUUCCUCAUGCCAAAGGAAAGAUGGUGGUGAGUAUUGCGGAGGACCUGUUGCGCACGGCUUCUCAGAACAGCCGCCUGUCACUGCAACGCACACAGGCUGGGUGGCUUCUCCUGGGAGCACUGAUGAGCCUAGGUCCUUCAGUUGUUCGCUAUCAUCUUCCCAAGAUGCUGCUGCUGUGGCGCAAUGUGUUUCCACGUUCCCUAAAAGAGCUGGAAGCGGAGAAGGCUCGAGGGGACUCCUUUACAUGGCAAGUGACCCUGGAGGGCCGAGCGGGUGCAUUGUGCGCUAUGAGGAGUUUCGUGGCUCACUGUCCUGAACUUCUCACCGAAGAUGUGAUUCGUAGACUAAUGACCCCCAUUGAAUGUGCCAUGCUGAUGUUGUCUCACAUCCCAUCAGUCAUAAAGGCCUAUGGAGCUCAGUUGAAGGCGAGUGCAGCAAUGGUGCGUUUGCGUCUCUAUGACAUCCUGGCUCUUCUGCCUCCAAAAACCUAUGAAGGAAGCUUCAACGCUCUGCUUCGAGAACUGGUUGCUGAAUUUACAUUGACUGACAAUUCUGCCAAUACAACUACUUCCCUAUUGCGGUCGCUCUGCCACUAUGAUGACAGUGUUCUCCUCGGUUCCUGGCUACAAGAAACGGACCAUAAGUCAAUUGAGGAUCAACUGCAGCCAAACAGUGCAUCAGGAAGCGGAGCCUUGGAGCAUGACCCAUCCUCGAUUUACCUGCGUAUCCCUGUGGGUGAGGCUGUGCCCGGGCCUCUUCCACUCGGUGUAUCGGUCAUUGAUGCCUCAGUUGCCCUCUUUGGUGUGGUAUUUCCUCAUGUCUCUUUCAAACAUCGGCUCCAGAUGUUGGAUCAUUUUGCUGAAUGCAUCAAGCAGGCAAAGGGGGUGCGUCAGCAGGCUGUACAGAUCAACAUCUUCACUGCUGUGCUCAGUGCACUGAAGGGUUUAGCAGAGAACAAGAGUACCCUGGGACCUGACGAGGUGCGGAAGUCGGCACUGGCACUGGUCAUGGGUGCUCUUGAUAACCCCAAUCCAAUUUUGCGGUGUGCUGCCGGGGAGGCUCUUGGGAGGAUGGCGCAGGUGGUUGGAGAGGCCACUUUCAUAGCCAGGAUGGCACAGCACAGUUUUGACAAACUGAAAUCUGCUCGCGAUGUGGUGUCUAGGACGGGGCAUUCACUUGCGCUCGGUUGCCUUCAUCGAUAUGUUGGUGGAAUAGGCUCUGGGCAACAUCUGAAGACAAGUGUCAGCAUCCUUUUGGCACUUGCACAGGACGGUACUUCCCCUGAAGUACAGACCUGGGCUCUUCACUCUCUGGCACUGAUUGUGGAUUCCAGUGGUCCCAUGUACCGUGGAUAUGUGGAGCCCACACUGUCGCUCGUCCUUACACUGCUGCUGACUGUUCCCCCAUCACACACCGAAGUGCACCAGUGUUUGGGCCGUUGUCUGGGUGCACUGAUCACCACCGUUGGACCAGAACUGCAAGGUAAUGGAGCUUCCACAUCUACAAUACGUUCUUCUUGCCUUGUGGGCUGUGCCAUCAUGCAAGACCAUUCUGACUCCCUCGCCCAGGCAGCAGCAAUAUCCUGUCUGCAGCAGCUUCAUAUGUUUGCACCACGUCACGUCAAUCUGUCCAGUCUGGUGCCCAAUCUCUGUGUCCACCUUUGCAGCUCUCACCUGCUGCUUCGGAGAGCAGCAGUUGCCUGCCUCCGCCAACUCGCUCAAAGGGAAGCAGCCGAGGUGUGUGCCUAUGCAAUGACUCUCGCCCGGAGUGUUGGAAACAAGGAAAGCAGUGGCAUUGAUGUAAAUAUCACAGAGACUGGCCUGGAAGGAGUGUUGUUUGGAAUGCUGGACCGUGAGACUGACCGCAAGCUGUGUGCUGACAUUCAUGACACUUUGGGCCACAUGCUUUCAUCCUUGGCAGUUCAAAAACUUUCGCAUUGGCUGAAGCUAUGUAAAGACGUCUUGGCUGCUUCAACUGAUGCAAGUGCCGUGGAUCAAUUAGAAGCAAUGAAAGAUGAAGAUGGAGAGAAAAAGGACGAGAUGGAUGAUGAGAUUAUGUUCACUAGCACGGGUGAUGAUGAGAAAUCCAAGCCCUGUGUUGCCCCACGAUGGGCCACCCGCGUGUUUGCUGCUGAGUGCCUGUGUCGUAUCAUCCUACUGUGUGAGAACACAGAUAAGGCACACUUCGAUCUCGCCAAGGCCAGGGCCUUGAGACUGAAGAGUCCCAAAAGUGAGCUGUUGGUGUUGCAUCUUUCUGACCUUAUUCGCAUGGCCUUCAUGGCUGCCACUGACCAUAGCAACCAGUUGAGAAUGGCCGGGCUUCAGGCACUCGAGGACAUCAUCAAGGAGUUUGCUUGUGUCCCGGAGCCCGAGUUUCCAGGUCAUGUGAUCUUGGAGCAGUAUCAGGCAAAUGUUGGAGCAGCCUUGAGGCCAGCCUUUUCCCAAGAUACUCCAUCUGACAUUACUGCUAAAGCCUGUCAGGUUUGCAGCACCUGGAUUGGAAGCGGGGUGGUUAGUGACCUGAAUGAUCUGCGCAGAGUUCACAAUCUGUUGGUAUCUUCUUUAGACAAGGUGCAAUCUGGAAAGGGCUCCCUGAGCCAAUUGUACAGCGAGAGUGCUACCACAAUGGAGAAGCUGGCUGUGCUUAAAGCUUGGGCAGAGGUCUAUAUUGUAGCCAUGAAGACCAAGAAGGAAGCAGAGACCAAGCCGGUGACAUCUAUGAAGAAUAAGGAUGAUGAUGAUGGCUUCGGUGCAGUGGACGAGCUCCCUCCAGAUAGCUUGAUUACAUUAGUUCAGCCCGAACUGCCCAUUCUCAGCUGCCUCUGGCUUGCUGCACUGAAGGACUAUGCCCUUUUAACUCUGCCAGCUGAAUUUGCAAGCCAGUUGCCAUCUGAUGGAGGUGCCUUCUAUACUCCGGAAACAAUCGACACUGCCCGGUUGCACUACCGCACUUCCUGGGCCCCAAUCUUGCAUGCAGUGGCGCUUUGGUUGAACAGCACAGGAUUCACUAUUGCGUGUGAGACAACGAGUCUGCCAGUUCACAGUGGGCCCAAGAACCAAGCAGGUACCUUUCCAGGUCAGGCUUCUGGAACUUCAAGCAAAACUUUGCAAGAGAUCAACACAGACCGACUCCAACUUAUUUUUGGUAUCAGUAUCGAGUUCCUGUGCUCUCCUCGGCCUGAGAAUCCCCUGGAACACGUAACAUCUUGCCUGAAGGCUCUUCAUACUUUGCUAGACUCCCGUUGUGCUAGAGCGUACAUUGGAGAAGAUCAGCUGCUCGCAGUUGAGCUUUUUAAUGUAUUACAUCGCCUUUUACUAACUUGUGGGCCUCCCUCUGUUCAACGACAAGUGACUAUGGUUGUACAGCAGACGAUCCGAGCUUCUCAGGAUCACCUCCAAGGGCUGGUGAAGAAGAAUCAUGAUGACAAAUGUGUGCCUGAGGAGAACCCGCUGACCAUUUUAGGAGAAGGAGGGAAAACCGGUGGCCUGAUUCCUGGCAAAUCCGUCGUUUUUGCCGCUUUGGAGCUGCUCAUGUUCAUUCUGGUACGACACCUCCCACAGCUGAAUCCAAAAGUGUCAGACUCUCCUAGUCAUGUUCUCAGCAAGACGCAGCCAUUAUCGGAAGAGAGCGCCCAGCUUGUAGCUGUCAGUGUUUCUAUCCUGGCUGACUUACCAUCACUUUGUUCUCCGACAGGAAGUAUGACUGUACUACCUACAAUCCUUUACCUGAUCACUGGUGUGCUGAGAGAAACAGCAGUAAAGUUGGCUGAUCACCAUGUGUCACUGCCAGUCAGUGCCGCACUGCAGGGGAUCAAAACUAUCAUAACUUCUCCACUAGCCAAAUCGGAACAAAUCCACAAGCAGUGGAAAGAUCUCGUCUGCAGCUCUCUGGCUUCCAUCUUGGAAUAUUCCAAACCGGAUGAAUCGAAGCCGAGCAUAGAUGACGUGAGCAUGCUCACAGCGAUUACCCUCUUCUUAUUGUCUGCCAGUGACGAGAUAGUUGGGAUUUCUUCCCUCCAGAAUGGUUGCGUUGAGAGAUUUGGAAGUGCUUUAAAUUCCAGAGACCCCUGGGUUCAAGCGAAAUGUUACCAGCUUCUGCUUUCAGUCUUCCAGCAGUCAAACCGAGCCCUCUCCUACCCGUACAUUCAUGCCUUGGCUCCACUGGUAGUCGAGAAACUGAAAGCAGUGGGGAAUCAGAAACCAGCCAACACUGCUGAACUUCAAGCAGUGCAAGAAGGAAUCAAAGUCCUUGAGACUCUGGUAAACCUCGCAGAAGAGCAAAACAGAACUCAGCUGCUUGCUCUUUUGGUUCCCACUCUCAUCUCAUACCUGCUGGAUGAGAAGACUUUCAGCUCAGCUCCCACGGCUUCCAGAGGUCUUCAUGAACUUGCUUUGCAGGAUCUCAUGCGCAUUGGUCCUCUCUACCCCAGCGCCUUCAAGGUGGUGAUGGGGGCAGCGCCCGAACUCAAAUCAAAGUUAGAGGCUGCAAUCCGAGCCAGCCAAGCCAGCUCCCGGGCCAAGGCUGCAACCCAGCAAGUGAAGCCAGCUGUGCAAGCUGCACCCACCAUCAAGCUGAAGACGAGCUUCUUCUAAAACAGGUGGAGAUGUUUUCACAUUGACUUAAAAAGCUACUGAAUGGUUCCACUUCCCCUUUACUGCUGUGCGAGUGUGAGAGUCGACUCCCCUGAUGUCUUCUGUACAGGUUUAUGGUUUCUGUUAGCUAUGUAAAUUGUUUAACAAAGAAAGCAAUUUGGGUUUAUUGGUUUAAAAACUGUUUGUGUAUAGGUAUAACAUUAUUAUAUCACAAAGUAUGUUAUAAAUAAAGAUGAAAAGAUUUUUUUUAAAAAGAGUAUUGUAAUAUUUUUUAUCAUUUACAGUGACCAAUCUGCUUCUAUAAAAAUUCAGUAUGUCCCCC